Molecule: messenger RNA, 186 nt
Organism: Botrytis porri
Lineage: Eukaryota; Fungi; Ascomycota; Leotiomycetes; Helotiales; Sclerotiniaceae
Exons: 2
Coding region: 1-186 (61 amino acids)
Source: RefSeq, a predicted model, not a curated record
AUGCAACUCUCGUCGACUUUUCUCUUCGUGUCAGCUGCUGUACUCGGUACCUUUUCACUCGUUACAGCUACACCAAUGCCUUGCAGCGAUGCAACCAGAGACCUUGUACUCAGAGGAACCUUAGAUCCCAGCGCAUGUUGUAGUUAUGGUGUAUGUAAAGGGCUUGUCAAUGUCCAAGGUGGUUGA